Anas platyrhynchos (mallard) is the source of this 1760-nucleotide messenger RNA. RefSeq names its product cholecystokinin B receptor (gene CCKBR). Gene Ontology annotation, biological process: neuropeptide signaling pathway. Gene Ontology annotation, cellular component: plasma membrane. NCBI's taxonomy places the organism in Eukaryota, Metazoa, Chordata, Aves, Anseriformes, Anatidae. Gene Ontology annotation, molecular function: gastrin receptor activity; neuropeptide receptor activity. The record is from RefSeq and is a predicted model, not a curated record.
CGCCCCCGCUCACUCUCCCGGCGGCUCCGGAGCGAGCGGGGCGGCGCGGAGCCUCCUCCCGGGGCCGCCGCCGGUGCCGCCGCCGGGGUGGGCGCGAUGGGCACGGGGCGGCUCUGACGGCGGCUCCGGCGGCGCCAUGGACCCGCGGCGCCUCAAUGAGUCCCUGCAGGAGAUGCUCUGCCGCCCCGGGAACGGCACCGGCACCGGCACGGACACCGGCACCGGCUCCGGCUCCUCCUGGAACAGCUCCGCCUGCGACCUCCUCCGCAGGGGCCUCCGCGGGCCCCCGGCGCCCAAAGACCUGGACCUGACAGUGCGCGUCCUGCUGUACGCGCUGAUCUUUGUGCUGAGCAUCUGCGGGAACGCCCUGGUCGUGGCCGUGCUGCUCCUGAACCGUCGCCUGCGCACCGUCACCAACUCCUUCCUGCUGUCCCUGGCGCUCAGUGACCUGAUGCUGGCACUCUGCUGCAUGCCCUUCACUCUCGUCCCCAACCUCAUGGGCACCUUCAUCUUCGGCAAGGCUGUCUGCAAGCUCAUGGCCUACCUCAUGGGCGUCUCCGUGUCGGUCUCCACCUUCAGCCUGGUGGCCAUCGCCAUCGAGCGGUACAGUGCCAUCUGCAACCCGCUGCAAUCCCGCGUGUGGCAGACGCGCUCGCACGCCUGCCGGGUCAUCGCCAGCACCUGGCUCUUCUCGGCGCUGCUCAUGCUGCCCUACGCCAUCUACAGCACCACGCGGGCCGUGCCCGCCCGCGGUGGCCGCCCAGCCCUCAGCCAGUGCACGCACGACUGGCCCAGCGAGCACGUCCGGCAGGCCUGGUAUGUUCUGCUGCUUCUCAUCCUCUUCUUCAUCCCGGGUGUGGUGAUGAUCGUGGCUUACGGGCUCAUCUCUCGUGAGCUCUAUCGAGGGAUCCGCUUUGAGUUGGACAUCAAGGGGGAGGCUGCAGCCCAGCGCAAUGGUGGCCCGGAGCCGGCACCUGCCUGCGAUGAGGGGGAUGGCUGCUACCUGCAGCUCUCCCGGCCAGGCGGUGCGCUGGAGCUGCGUGCACUGGGCACAGCGGGCGCACAGCAGGACCGGGCACGCAUCAACAGUUCAGAGGCAAAGCUGGUGGCCAAGCGGCGCGUGAUCCGCAUGCUGGUGGUCAUUGUGGCCAUGUUCUUCCUCUGCUGGCUGCCCAUCUUCACCGCCAACACCUGGCGUGCCUUUGCACCGCGGGCAGCCCAGCGCGCACUCUCGGGGACACCCAUCUCCUUCAUCCACCUCCUCUCCUACACCUCCGCCUGUGCCAACCCCCUCAUCUACUGCUUCAUGAACCGCCGCUUCCGCAAGGCCUUCCUGGGCACCUGCACCGGCUGCCGCCGUGCCUGCCCGCGCCGCCCGCUCGAUGAGGACGUGGCCAACGUCAACGCCUCGCUCUCCAAGUUCAGCUACACCACUGUCAGCAGCCUCGGGCCCCCAUGAGCCCAGCCCCGUGCCCCUCCACCCCCGCCACCUCCCAGUCGUGUCCUGACACAGCUCCCUGUGCUUUGUGUCCCCUCUACCCCUCCAGCCUCAGUGGCACCCCCGUGCGCCCCCUCCAACCUGCCCCGGGGCAUCCCCCGCGCCUGCGGGCUCUGCGCUGCGGCCCCGGGCUGAGCAGGGUGGCGGCGGCGGCCCCCGCGCUCCCCUCGCCCCGCCCGUGGGGCUGAGGCGGGGGUGAUGGGGGAAGCCCCCAGCCCAUCCCGGGCCCUCCCCGCUCGCUCCCCGCGGGCUGCGGCCGCAA